This is a messenger RNA of Mesitornis unicolor (brown roatelo), 1141 nucleotides long. It is a transcript of the gene CFAP298, whose product is annotated as chromosome unknown open reading frame, human C21orf59. The coding region runs from base 108 to 839 and encodes 243 amino acids. Gene Ontology annotation, biological process: regulation of cilium movement. The transcript is spliced from 7 exons. The record is from RefSeq and is a predicted model, not a curated record. Lineage: Eukaryota; Metazoa; Chordata; Aves; Mesitornithiformes; Mesitornithidae.
GCCAGUUCCUGCUGGAGGUGGGCGGCAGCGCCCGCCUGGCCGACCUGGUGCCCCUCGUCGCCCGCAUCUACAACGGGAGGCUGAAGGUGCAGCGCCUCUGCACAGAGAUGGAGGAUCUGGCAGAGCAUGGUGUUUUCUUGCCUUAUAAUAUGCACGGACUGACAGAUGAGCAAAUCGAAGAACUGAAGUUAAAGGAUGAGUGGGCAGAAAAGUGUGUACCAAGUGGUGGAAGUGUCUUCAAGAAGGAUAAAAUUGGGCGAAGAAAUGGACAUGCUCCAAAUGAAAAAAUGCAGCAAGUUAUAAAGAAGACAAUAGAGGAAGCCAAGGCAUUAAUCUCCAAGAAACAAGUUCAGGCCAAUGUGUGUGUUUAUAUGGAGACGGUGAAAGAUGCACUGGACCAGCUCCGAGGGGCUGUGAUGAUCGUGUAUCCAAUGGGAUUGCCUCCACAUGAUCCAAUUAGGCUGGAGUUUGAAGAUAAAGAAGACUUAUCAGGAACUCAUGCUGGACUUGAAGUUAUACCAGAAUCAGAAGCACAAUUAUGGUGGGCAGGAAAGGAGUUGAAAGAAUCAAAGUUGCUCUCUGACUAUGUAGGCAAAAAUGAGAAAACAACCAUCAUUGUCAAGAUACAGAAAAAAGGACAAGGAGCUCCAGGGCGUGAACCACUGAUGUGUCAUGAAGAGCAAAAACAGAUGAUGCUGUACUGCCACAGAAAGCAGGAGGAACUUAAGAAACUAGAAGAGGAUGACGACGACUCAUUUCUAAAUGCUGAGUGGGCAGACAACAAUGCUCUGAAAAGGCAAUUUCAUGGUGUAAAAGACAUCAAAUGGGGUCCAAGAUGAAGCUCUGCAAACACCUUUUUGCCUCUUAAAGCUGUUUGGUUGAUACCCUUGUUUGCAAUGGGGAGUUGUGUUGUGUGCAGUAGAUCCUGACAACAGCUGAAAUUGUCACUUCUAUAGCGGGUGCCUGUUUCAACCUUAGGUUUUCAAUAAGUGUUUACACUUCUGUGUAACUGUAGCAGCACUUGUUUCUGCAAAGAACUAAAUCAAUCCUGUUGAAGUUUAUUAUUUUAUUAGAAACUUGUAAUUUGAAUAUUGACAUAUUAAGCUAUUUCAUAGAUGAUAUAUCUAGUAAAUAUACACUA